Molecule: messenger RNA, 1074 nt
Organism: Microthlaspi erraticum
Lineage: Eukaryota; Viridiplantae; Streptophyta; Magnoliopsida; Brassicales; Brassicaceae
Source: the annotation of a GenBank genome assembly
AUGGGGGAAGAAGCAACUAGACAACAGAGAGCAUGUAACAGAGAAAUGGCCGUGACGACGAAUCUUUCUCUGGACAUAAACAAACACCCGAGAGAUCUCUUACGAGGCUUCAUGUCUGAAAACGGCGGCGGUGGUGGAAGAGCGAUUCACGUGGGCAGAGAAACAGCAACGCACUGCGAAGACGAGAGUGCGAUUGAGCUGAAUCUGGGUUUGUCUCUAGGAGGUCAAUUCGGAGUAGACAAGACUCCGAGGAAGCUCAAACGAUCGUCUUCCGUUUUAGACACUGUUCCUUUCGAAAACUCGAUGGUGACAGAGACGGAGAUCGAGCCGGAGAAUUACGCUGUGGGUUUAGCGAGAACGACGUCGUUGCCGGCGGAGAUGGAAGAGGAAUGGAGGAAAAGGAAAGAGAUGCAGUCGCUGAGGAGAAUGGAAGCUAAGAAGAGGAGAUGCGAGAAACAGAGCUUAAGGGUUGGAAAUUCCGACGACCAAACGGUGUCGUUUGAGAGUGAGAGAUGGGUCACUGCUAGUAAAAGUGGGUUUUUGCAGAGACAUUUGGUUCCUUCUAAUAGACAAGUCUGUGUCGAUUCCGAUGGAGCCAGAGGAGGUGGAGGAGGAAGCUCUUCCAGCUUGUCGGAGCUAGACAACAAGAACCAACAAGGUUCAUCGAACAGUUGUGGUGACGAGAGAAGUCCGAAGAUAAUGACUGGAUGUUCAUCUAACAGCGGAAGCCAAGGAACAGAGAAAGGAAACAAAGGGAAUGAGAAUGAGAAUGAGAACGAGAGAGGAGUGAGGAGAGAGGAGGACUCGGUGGAUAGGAAAGGGAAAGGGACAGCUACGGCGGCGGCGACUGGUUUGUUCGACAUGCCGUGUGUGUUUACGAAAGGGGACGGUCCAAACGGAAGACGUGUCGAUGGGAUUCUGUACAAGUAUGGGAAAGGAGAGGAAGUUAGGAUAAUGUGCAUUUGUCAUGGAAGUUUCUUGACGCCGGCGGAGUUUGUUAAACAUGGUGGAGGAGGAGAUGUGGAUCGUCCGCUUCGGCAUAUCGUCGUCAACACUUCUGCUUCGACGUUUUGA